Drosophila takahashii is the source of this 2860-nucleotide messenger RNA. RefSeq names its product beta-mannosidase-like. NCBI's taxonomy places the organism in Eukaryota, Metazoa, Arthropoda, Insecta, Diptera, Drosophilidae. Gene Ontology annotation, molecular function: beta-mannosidase activity. The record is from RefSeq and is a predicted model, not a curated record. Gene Ontology annotation, biological process: glycoprotein catabolic process.
CGUUAAUAUGCCGUCAAAGAAAUAAAAGAGUGUAAGAAGCUAGAGCCCACCAUCAUUGAUAAGAUUUCAAUAAAAUUCAAAUGAAUAAAUAAACCCGUUCGAAAUGUUACCGGUCAAUUGAAGUGUCAACAUGUUUAGAUUCAUUGUUUUUUGUAUCCUUAUUCGCAAUAGCUGCGCGAAAACCAUUCUUGUCGAAGAGCUUACAAAAUGGACAUUAAGAAAUGAAACCUCGUCGGUAACUAUUGACGUUCCUAGACUUCCGAGCGGAGUAUAUACAGCGCUCAAGGAUACUUACGGCGACUUGCUAGGCCCGGAAAAUGACGUAUCCUUGCGAUGGAUAGCCAACAUAUCCUGGAUUUAUAGCACUAGCUUCUACAGUGCUGAAAUGGAGCACGACGGUCAGGUAAACCUGACUCUUCAUGGAAUCGAUACCGUGUCCAAGGUGCGCCUAAAUGGUGAGCUACUUGGGGAGACGGACAAUAUGUUUGUCCGCUAUUCGUUCAUCAUCGGCCACCUGCUUCUGCCCAGUCCCAAUCAAAACAUUUUGGAGAUUGAGAUUCUCUCACCUCUGCAGGAGGCCAGCAGACGCGCCCGAGAAUUUGAAGACUUGGGCGUCAACACUGGGCCUAUUAGCUGUCCAAGUGCUCGGGGCGAUGUCGAGUGCCACCGGAAUCUUUUACGCAAGAUGCAAAUGAGUUUCGGCGGGGAAUGGAACCCAGCAGCACUUUCCUCGGGUAUAUGGAAAACAGUGGUAGUCGAGUAUUACGCAGUGGCCGUAUUGCGGGACAUCGAUGUGGCCAUUAAGCGGAACGACACACACUGGACGAUGGACUGCCGUGCCUUCCUUAGCACCCAUGCGACAACGGACUUUUACGCCCAACUUGUUGUUCAUGCCAAUGAGCUUUUGGAUGAUCCCUAUGUCGUCGAAAAGCGAAAGGUAUCUUUCGGAUCGCCAGUGCUAGAGUUUAAAGUUCACAUACCCAAAGAUCGUGUUAUUUUGUGGUGGCCUAACGGCUAUGGUACGCAAAAGCUCUAUCCAGUUCAUUUUUCAGCUAAGUGCUUUAUCAGUGAAAUGGCUACUACCCUGAGCUCACGAUCGGAGUCCCAAAAGCUAUUAAAGAUUGGCUUCCGCACUAUAGAUCUUGUGGAGGAUAAAGACAGUAUUGGCAGGACCUUUUUUUUCCGGGUCAACGGACACCCGAUCUUCAUGAAGGGAGCGAAUUAUGUGCCUGCCCACACACUGCCAGAGUUAUCAGCUGAUGCGGAUGCGGUGGAAUAUUUGCUUAAGACUGCACAUGACGCCAAAAUGAACAUGAUUCGCGUUUGGGGAGGCGGUCUUUACGAGUCAGAGAAUUUCUACAACUUUGCGGACUUUUAUGGCCUGUUGGUGUGGCAGGAUAUGCCGUUUUCCCAUGCCGCUUACCCUCGGUCGGGGGAUUUUGAAGCCUCUGUGCGCGUGGAGACGGUACAAAAUGCUCAGCGUGUUUCCUACCAUCCCAGUUUAGCAUUAAUCGUGACCAAUAACGAAAUUGAGCUUUUUCUGGUAAAUAACAAAUCUGACUUCGGGGAAAACGAAACACAGGUGGAGAGCGAAUACAAAGCUUUGUUUAUUGACACUAUAUUUGAAGAGUUGAAGGUUAUUUCUCGAAGCGAUUUCAGUCCUCGCCCUGGCCCCAUGAUCUCCACGCCUUCGCUGGGCAUCGCCGAAUCCCUCCAGGAUCACAUUAACAAUCCACAAAGCCCAAACUACGGAGAUGUGCACUUCUGGGACAAUAAAGAUGGAUUUAGCCCUGAAAACUAUCCCCGCGCUCGAUUUAUUUCGGAAUUUGGUUACGCCAGCCUUCCAAUAAUGUCCACGUGGCGACGGGCCAUAGGUGAUAAUGCAAAUGGUAGCAACCACGAAGUUGCAGCACUCAUUCGAAGUCGUCAGCACGAUCCCAAGGGGUUCAUUCCGAUGCUUCAAUUAAUUGCUUAUCAACUACCGUUUGUUCCUCAGAAUUGGGAUGAAAACAUUGAGAAGUUCAUUUAUUUUAGCCAGGUGGCUCAAGCCAUGGCGACUAAAACGGGAUUUGAAGUAUUUCGUAGUCUACGAACCGGCAACCAUACAAUGGGUGCUCUUGUUUGGCAACUUAACGAUGUAUGGGUGGCUCCCACUUGGUCCUGCAUUGACUUCUAUGGUAACCUUAAAAUGGUAUACUACUGGGCCAAGGAAUUCCUAGCCCCAACGAGCGUUAUAGCGCUGUACGACAAUAACUCCGAUAGCCUCAACAUCACGCUUACCAGGGAGGACUUCUCUGAACAUAGGGACUCGCAGUUGUAUUAUGUUCUGGUCAACACGUAUCUAUGGACGGACUUGAUUGCUAAAAAGACCAUAGCCCGCGCUUUUGGACUAGGUUCCAAUGACCUCGAAGUGCGCCAAAUACCUCUACAAUAUUUGCUGUAUGAAAACUAUUCUAAGAAGGAAAUAUUUUGGGAAAUAGUUUUGGAGGACGAAUAUGGCGACUUAGUCGCUAGAACCUAUUUUUACCCGGUACCUAUAAAAGAUAUUGUGGGCAUUAAAGAUCCAGAUUUAACGCUAGAGGUUGCAGGCCAAGACUGCAGAACAGCAACAUCACCGUAUGCUAAUAGUUUCAGCCUGCGCAUCACCGUGAAAUCCCCGGCUCUACUUGUAUACCUCGAGCUAUCGCACCCAGCUUAUAUUAAGGAGCGGCACAAAUUCUCGACAAACGGCUUUACUCAGACACAGCCGAAAAAAACUGUACACUUAACGUUUGAAAACGACUCGGAAUGUUUGAUGUUAAAUACCAGUCACAUACGGGUUCAAACAAUGAAUCAAUAUUUAUUAUGAUUUACACCAGCG